AUGGAGCGGUACGCAGGUCGCGUCGCCCUGGUGACGGGCGCCAACUCCGGCAUCGGCGCCGCCACCGCACGGGCGCUGCUCAGGAGGGGGCUCGAGGUCGUCGGCCUCGACAAGAGGAUCGACAGGGUCCAGGCUCGAGAACUGAAGGACGCUCCGGGUAGGCUCUAUCCAUUGCAAUGUGACGUCAGCUGCGAGGAGAAUGUUCUACGGGCCUUCAAAUGGAUCAAAGAGAAUUUAGGAGGGGUCGAUGUUCUUAUCAACAGCGCCGGCAUUUGCAGAGAAAACCUUCCAACAACUGGACAGACAGCCGAGUGGCGGCACACACUGGACGUCAACGUCCUGGGGCUGUCCGUCUGCACGAGGGAGGCCGUCCAGAGCAUGCUGGACAGGGGGGUCGACGACGGCUUCGUCAUCCACAUAUGCAGUAUAGCUGGCCACAUCAUGCCAUUCGAUCCAUUGUGCUCGAUGUACCACGCCAGCAAACAUGCUGUCAGGGCUCUGCUUGAAGGACUGAGGAUGGACCUGGUUGCCAGGAACAGCAAGAUAGGGAUGGAGCGGUACGCAGGUCGCGUCGCCCUGGCGACGGGCGCCAACUCCGGCAUCGGCGCCGCCACCGCACGGGUGCUGCUCAGGAGGGGGCUCGAGGUCGUCGGCCUCGACAAGAGGAUCGACAGGGUCCAGCUAGUUAACUAA
Messenger RNA from Schistocerca nitens (vagrant locust), 693 nucleotides. Its product is annotated as dehydrogenase/reductase SDR family member 11-like. The record is from RefSeq and is a predicted model, not a curated record. The coding region runs from base 1 to 693 and encodes 230 amino acids. Lineage: Eukaryota; Metazoa; Arthropoda; Insecta; Orthoptera; Acrididae. The transcript has 5 exons.